Molecule: messenger RNA, 993 nt
Organism: Sabethes cyaneus
Lineage: Eukaryota; Metazoa; Arthropoda; Insecta; Diptera; Culicidae
Product: putative nuclease HARBI1
Exons: 4
Coding region: 1-993 (330 amino acids)
Source: RefSeq, a predicted model, not a curated record
AUGUGGAGUAGCGUGGAUUUUUUCCUGACUGACGAUAGUGAUGAAGAAUCGGCAAAUGUUUCGGUAAUGCGCCGAAACAUUCGCGAUUCGUCGAAUCCACUCUCCUUGUCAGAUGAUGAUUGCGUAAAAAUGUUUAGGUUAAACAAGGAGGCAAUUUUAUAUCUGCUAAAUUUAACUCAAGAGGAGUUCAAGAUGACGUACAGAAAUACGGCUAUUUUGCCAGUAAGGCGAAUCUGUGCGUCACUUAGAUUUCUAGCCACUGGAAGCUACCAGCAAUGCGUCGGUAACGACUUAAACCUGGGAUUAAGGCAACCUGUGGUUUCGAAGGUACUCGCAGAGUUUUUGAAAGUUAUGGAACGGAAGGUCUGCCCACUUUGGAUUAAGUCAGAUAUGACGUCGGACGAGAAAAAGAGUGCUAGCACGACAUUUUACUCUAAAAGUGGCAUCCCCGGUAUCAUCCAAGUGAUUGAUGGUACACAUGUCAAAAUAAUUUCACCUGGUAAGGAUACUCGACACAUGUACUACAAUAGAAAGGGGUAUUAUAGCAUCAACGCACUGAUUUCUUGUGACCAUGAACAUACAAUUCGGUUUGUAGAAGCAAGGUACCCGGGAUCCUACCAUGAUGCCUUCAUCUGGAGUUUUUGCGCGCUGAGGCAAUUUUAUACGCUGAGGAAUACACGAGUCGGUAGCCGUGAGCAGCAUUUCAACCAGAAGCAUAGCAAAGCAAGAAGCAUUAUAGAAAGAGUUAUUGGUAUAUUGAAAGCUCGUUUUCGUUGUCUAUUGGGUGCCAGAGAGCUGCAUUACAGCCCAAAAAAAGCAACAUCUAUCAUCAACGUGGCAGCUGCACUGCACAACAUAUGUCGGUUUUAUAGAAUACAAGAUCCACAGAACGACAUUAUUGAAAGUGUAAUUCAUCAAGAUGAUCAGAUUUACAAUGGCAGAGAGGAUUAUAGUGCAACUAGCAUUAGAGAUAGUAUCAGGGAUUGUUUGUGA